This is a messenger RNA of Cannabis sativa, 1734 nucleotides long. RefSeq lists its product as uncharacterized. The coding region runs from base 1 to 1734 and encodes 577 amino acids. The record is from RefSeq and is a predicted model, not a curated record. The transcript has 2 exons. NCBI's taxonomy places the organism in Eukaryota, Viridiplantae, Streptophyta, Magnoliopsida, Rosales, Cannabaceae. Gene Ontology annotation, molecular function: nucleic acid binding; RNA-DNA hybrid ribonuclease activity.
AUGUGUGUGGGUUGCAAAGUUAGUGAUUCUGUGGCAACUAGCUUAGCCUCAAACUUGGGUGUUACUUUGGUCAAGCAUCAUACAAAGUACUUGGGUAUGCCGACAUUUGUUGGAAAAAAUAAGAAACAAGUUUUUGGCAAGAUCAGAGGAAAAAUUGAAGCAAAGCUCCAAGGUUGGAAGAUGGGGUUAUUUUCUCAAGCUGGGAAAGAGAUCCUAAUUAAAGCAGUCAUUCAAGCCCUUCCUUGCUAUGUCAUGAGCUGCUUUCGAAUUACUAAAGGAAUUCUCCAUGAAAUUGAAGGGUUAAUAGCUCAAUUUUGGUGGGGAUCAACAAAGAACAAACACAAGCUGCAUUGGGCUAAACAAGGCCAUUAUGGGUCUACGGUUUGGAGAGGCAUCCUUUGGGGAAGAGAACUUUUACGAAAGGGUACUAGGUGGUGUGUUGGCAAUGGAAGUAAGAUUCGAAUCAAUGAAGAUCAAUGGCUCCCUAGAAGCCAACCGUUUACUCUUCGGAGCAAGGUUCAAAUCCCAGCUGAGGUAACGAUUAAUUCCUUAUUGCAACCAGAUGGAAAUUGGAAAGAAAAUGAAGUUAGAAGCUGGUUCCAUAAUGAUGAUAUACCCUGGGUGCUUGGCAUUAAACCUGCUAUAAAUCGGUCGGAUUGGAUUACAUGGAGUCCAUCCCCUAAUGGUGUCUACUCGGUUGCAAGUGGAUACAAACUUCGCUUCCAAAAUCCGAAUGUAGCAGAAUGUUCUAACAAAUCACAAAUUAAAUCUUGGUGGAAAUUCAUUUGGGGUUCUCAUCUCACUCCGAAAAUAAAGAAUUUCAUAUGGCGGGUGUUUAAUCAUUGGAUUCCCACAAAAUUGGAGCUUGCAAAGCAAGGUAUGGUUAUUGAUACUCACUGUGAACUGUGCACUUUCCAGAAUGAAGACAUAUGUCAUGCUCUAUGGCACUGCCCGAAGGUCCAAAACAUCUGGAAGUUGUUUGGUUUCCCCAAACUCAUACCACUGAAUCUCACAAAAGCUGCUGAUGUGCUUUGGUGGCUGCAUGAACACCUUCCUAAUGAGGAAUUUUUCAAGUUCAUGGGAUUGACUUGGUUGGUUUGGCAAAGAAGGAAUAACUUUGUCUUCCAACACAAAAUUCUAGAUGAAAAGAUUUGGACAUCUUGGGCUAUUGAUCUCAUCUCUACUCACUUGGAGCCGCACCAAAAAACCAGUAAAAAUCCUGCUAUGAAACUAAAUUCUGCUUGGAUUCCUCCUCAACAGAACUACUUCCUCAUCAAUACAGAUGCAUCUUUAAUUGCUGGACAACAAGGUUGUGGUCUUAGUGCUGUGAUAAGAGACCCGAAGGGUGGUUUAGUGGUUGCUGCAACUUCCUUCAUACCUGGUUGCCUAUCGGUUCUGCUUGCUGAAGCUAAUGCCGUCCACUUAGGCAUUCAGCUAGCUAUCAGAUGGUCAAUUACAAAUGCUCAAGUUGGAUCCGACAGCCAUUCUCUCAUAAAAGCUUUAAAUUCAGAUACUUCUUACCCCACGGAUUGGGGGCAACUGGUGCAAGACAUCAAGCUUUUGAGAAACAAAUUUCAGACUUUACAAUUUUUAUUUUUUACUAGAAGUUGUAAUAGAGUUGCUAAUAGUUUAGCUAAGUGGAGUCAUUUGACUCAAAAGUCUGAGAUGUGGACUGAUUUGUUACCAAAUUGUGCUGCUGCUUUUUUAAUAGCAGAUGUGCCUAGUGUCGCUUAA